ACCAAAUUUAACCAACGGCGCCUACGUAUAUAAUGUCUGGUCCCAUUCUCAGCUCUCUCAUCCUCUAGUGAGUAAUUAAGAACUCCAUGGCCGGCCUGCAGCCCCCUGCCCGAUCAUGGUUCCGCCUUGCCUCUAUAGCCCGAAUGGAGGCCGCUGAAGCCGCAGCGGCCGCGUCCACUGCCAGAUCAACGACAACUCCUACAACCCCACCCCUCCCAAGAACUCCUCCCAUUCCCCGGCCGCAGCAACAGCCAACUUCGACACCGCCACCGCCACCACCGCCACCGCCUCCACCGCCGCCACCACCACCUGCGCCGAAGGCAGAACCCCAACCCGAGCUUCCAUUCACACCAACUCCACAACCAGAAAUCAAAGCUCAGAUAGCAACCGAAGCAGCAUCACCGACACCUCCAUCUCUCUAUGAGCCUGAGCAGCCUCCCACGCCUCCACGCGUCGCAACGCCACCAGAAUCUCCAAAGGUAAUCAAACCUUCCUUUUCCUCCCCGCCCCCUUCGCCAACGGUCAAGCAAACCAAUAACACACACAACCCAGAGCCCGAACCUGAAACCAAGCCUCCGCCUCCUCCCCUGUAUCAGACAUUCUCUGCUUUGCCGGAGGAGAAAACGAUUACCAACAGCAACGGAAGCAGGGCGAGCAAUGUAUCCUACAGCAAGCCGCAGGGUCCCCCAACAAAGGAAGAUAAAAAGCUGAGGGUCAUCACCAUGGCUGGAGAGAACACCGGCGCUGUUAUGGAUAUUGGUUCUGCUGCUCCGCACCGCCUUGGCCACCUCUUCCAUAAAUCAGAUGGAAGCGGACAUGGCCGGAAGAUGGAGCAGGAACACGAGGAAAGUAAGAAGGGUGGCAGGGGAGCGGCCAAGACGAAACACAUGGAGGCGGUGGUGAAUAGUAACGUGCAAGGUAUUAACAAUUCUAUUGUCUUAAACUCAACAACCACCCAACACAGCCCCGGCGUUCACAUCACCUUUGCAAGUAACCGGAAGCCCAAAGGAAGCGGAAGCUCCGAAGGGCACAAGGCAAAUCAUUCUGAUCAACUCCAUUAACUAUUUACUCGUCCUAAUAAGUUCAAGUGAAUAAAUUAUUAGAUGGGGAGAAGCUAUUCAUCGAGGAUUUAUCGUCUCUUAUCAACUUUUUUUUUUCAUUUACAUCUUUCUGUUUCCACGAGCUGAUUGAGUGGAAUUAUUGUUCUCUGAUUGAUAUGAAAUUGUGAUCAAUACGUUUUAU
Messenger RNA from Dendrobium catenatum, 1242 nucleotides. RefSeq names its product leucine-rich repeat extensin-like protein 3. NCBI's taxonomy places the organism in Eukaryota, Viridiplantae, Streptophyta, Magnoliopsida, Asparagales, Orchidaceae. Bases 87 to 1061 code for a protein of 324 amino acids. The transcript has a single exon. The record is from RefSeq and is a predicted model, not a curated record.